CGUUAGGCCACGUGACGUGAAUGCCGCAGAGGCCGAGGCUGUGGUAGCGGAAGCUAGAGGGCCUCCGGCAAUCCCCGACCCCGGCCCGGUCAUGCUGUCCCGCCUGCUGAAGGAGCACCAAGCGAAGCAGAACGAGCGCAAGGAGCUGCAGGAAAAGAGGCGGCGGGAAGCCAUUGCUGCAGCCACGUGCCUGACAGAAGCCCUGGUGGACCACCUCAAUGUUGGGGUGGCCCAAGCCUAUGUCAAUCAGAGGAAGCUGGACCACGAGGUGAAGACACUGCAGGUCCAGGCCGCACAGUUUGCCAAGCAGACAGGCCAGUGGAUAGGGAUGGUGGAGAACUUCAACCAGGCCCUGAAGGAAAUUGGAGACGUGGAGAACUGGGCGCGGAGCAUCGAGCUGGACAUGAGGACGAUCGCCACGGCUCUGGAAUACGUCUACAAGGGGCAGCUGCAGCCGGCCCCCUCCUAGACCCUGGGCAGGGACCCGGGCCAGACCCUCAAUAAAGCCCCAACGUCCCAGCA
Gracilinanus agilis (Agile Gracile Mouse Opossum) is the source of this 522-nucleotide messenger RNA. It is a transcript of the gene BLOC1S1, whose product is annotated as biogenesis of lysosomal organelles complex 1 subunit 1. The transcript is spliced from 4 exons. Bases 92 to 469 code for a protein of 125 amino acids. The record is from RefSeq and is a predicted model, not a curated record. Gene Ontology annotation, cellular component: BLOC-1 complex. Lineage: Eukaryota; Metazoa; Chordata; Mammalia; Didelphimorphia; Didelphidae. Gene Ontology annotation, biological process: endosomal transport.